CGGCAGGAAGCCACAAAAAAAAUUGUAAUGUAAUAGAUAGAAGAAGUUUAGGUCUGCCCUGAGCUUAGAUUUUGAACCACAUAUUUGAGGGAUAAUUGUGAUUGUGACCAAGUGUGAUGUUAUAAACAUGUGCUAUAGGUACCUUUUUAUAAUUCAUUGGUUGUCGUAAGCAUAAAUCGAUAGAAUAACAAAUGGGGGACAAUUUCCAAAACAAUAAAACGAUGGCACCGGUGAUGAUGGACUAUGAUUUCAAAGUAAAAACUCAGAACGAAAGGUCAAAAGUAGAAGAUUUAUUCGAUUUCGAGGGCUGUAAAGUUGGUAGAGGGACCUAUGGACAUGUAUACAAAGCCAGAAGAAAGGACGGCUCGGACACAAAAGAUUAUGCCCUAAAACAAAUUGAAGGCACUGGGCUUUCCAUGUCAGCUUGUAGAGAAAUCGCAGUAAGCAACGAGUUUUAUACAAUCUAAUAAUAAUUUAAAUUCGCCAUAGAAAAAGAAAGAAUGCACUUGGUUUUUAUGUCGACCAUAACCCUUGAUAAUAAACGAAGUAUUUCGUAUAACAGUACAAAACACUGCUUAUCUAAGAAGGGAACCAGUGUUGUUGACUUCUACGAGAGUUAAAACAUCCGAAUGUUAUCAACUUGAUUAGAGUGUUUUUGUCCCAUACUGACCGCAAAGUGUGGCUCCUCUUUGAUUAUGCUGAACAUGAUUUGUGGCAUAUAAUAAAAUUUCAUCGAGCUGCUAAAGCAAAUAAAAAGUCUGUGAUGGUACCAAAAGGAAUGGUUAAGAGUUUGCUUUACCAGAUUUUGGAUGGUAUACACUAUUUACACUCCAACUGGGUGUUACAUAGAGAUUUGAAACCUGCAAAUAUUUUGGUGAUGGGUGAAGGUCCUGAAAGAGGAAGGGUUAAGAUAGCAGACAUGGGAUUUGCUCGUCUAUUUAAUGCACCAUUGAAACCCCUUGCUGAUUUGGACCCUGUGGUUGUUACAUUUUGGUAUAGAGCACCUGAGCUACUUCUUGGAGCCAGACACUAUACAAAAGCUAUAGACAUCUGGGCCAUUGGUUGCAUAUUUGCUGAGCUGUUGACAUCUGAACCAAUAUUUCACUGUCGUCAGGAAGAUAUAAAGACAAGUAAUCCAUAUCAUCAUGACCAAUUAGACAGGAUAUUCAAUGUUAUGGGAUUCCCACAGGAGAAAGACUGGGAAGACAUUAGAAAAAUGCCUGAACAUGCCACUUUAGUUAAAGAUUUCAAAAGAUCAAAUUACCAGAAUUGUUCAUUAAGUAAAUAUAUGGAUAGGCAUAAAAUUAAACCGGACAGCAAAGCCUUUAGUCUGCUCCAACGGCUGUUAUUGAUGGAUCCCAAUAAAAGAAUCACCUCAGAACAAGCAAUGCAGGAUCCAUAUUUCACUGAAGAUCCUCCAACAACUCCUGAUGUAUUUGCCGGUUGUCCCAUACCAUAUCCUAAGAGAGAAUUCUUGACUGACGAUGAUCAGGAAGACAAAAGUGACUCAAAAGCUCGGCAGAAUCAACAACAGCAGCAACCAAAUACUCAACAAAAUCAAGUACAAGCAAACAGCCAUGACCACGGUGCGAAUAAUGCGAAAAGGAUGAGGAUGGCAGGGCCUAAUCAAGGUAACAACAAUACUGGUGGCGGCCAACAAGAUUUCCAUCCACAACAGCAAAUGAUGUUUGGCAGCCAACAACAGGGAGGCACUUCGCAACAACAAGGAAAUUUCCAGCAAAGAUUUCAGUGAAAACUUAAAGAUUUCAGUAAUAAAACAAAGUACUGUAACGUUUUCGUAAUCCUAAUUUUAUAGGGUCACCAAACGGAACGAAGUUGUAAAUAUUGAUGAUGUUUCUCAUUAGCUCGUAAGUUUUGAUGAAAU
This is a messenger RNA of Chilo suppressalis (striped riceborer), 1885 nucleotides long. NCBI's taxonomy places the organism in Eukaryota, Metazoa, Arthropoda, Insecta, Lepidoptera, Crambidae. The record is from the annotation of a GenBank genome assembly.